Orycteropus afer afer is the source of this 1923-nucleotide messenger RNA. The record is from RefSeq and is a predicted model, not a curated record. NCBI's taxonomy places the organism in Eukaryota, Metazoa, Chordata, Mammalia, Tubulidentata, Orycteropodidae.
GUGACUUUUGAGCAUAUGGCUGUGGGCAUCACCCAGGAGUGGGGGCUGCUGGAGGCUGCCCAGAGGACCCUGUACUGUGACAUGAUGUUGGAGACCUUUGGACUCCUGGUCUUCAUGGAACAUCAGCACCCCAAGCCGGACAUCAUCCCCUGGCUUGAGCAGGAGGCUAAGCUGUGGGCAGUAGAUACCAGAGUUCCCCUAGGUGUUAAACCAGAUCAAACUACACCACAGGCUUGGAAACUGUACAUAAAACAGACUGGUCUGUGGCAAGGCAUCUCUGAAGAACUGAUGAUGUCUUGGUAGGAAGAAUCCUGUGGUUUGGUGUAUGAUCCUCCAGAGGAAGACACCAAGGACCACAGGCAGUGGAGCCAUGACAGCCCAGACAGCUGUGUGAUGCAGGCAGCCUUCAUGCCUAUGAGGGAGCAGCAGGGGAAUGGGUUUGGAGAACAGCGGAGUCUGAGCCAUAACCUCCCAACCCAACCAAUGACUCCUGAAAGACAAGACCCUUGUAUAUGGGGAACACAUGUAAACAGACAGGAACCAGACUCAAAUGCUCACCAGAACGCCUAUGCAAAAGAGAAACCCUACAAAUGUCGGGAAUGCGGAAAGGCCUUUAGUCACAGCUCAGCACUCAUUGAACACCAUCGGACACACACUGGAGAGAGGCCAUAUGAAUGUCGUGAGUGUGGAAAAAGCUUCCGAAACAGCUCAGCCCUUACCAAACACCAGAGGAUCCACACUGGGGAGAAACCCUACAAAUGCAAUCAUUGUGGGAGGACCUUCAACCAAAUCGCCCCGCUGAUCCAGCACCAGAGAACUCACACAGGUGAGAAGCCUUAUGAGUGCAGUGAAUGUGGGAAAUCCUUCAGUUUUAGGUCCUCCUUCAGCCAACAUGAGCGUACUCACACAGGUGAGAAGCCCUAUGAGUGCGGUGAAUGUGGGAAAGCCUUCCGGCAAAGUAUUCACCUCACCCAGCACCUGCGAAUCCACACUGGGGAGAAGCCCUAUCAGUGUGGAGAGUGUGGCAAGGCCUUCAGUCACAGCUCAUCGUUGACAAAACACCAGCGAAUCCACACCGGGGAGAAGCCCUACCAGUGCCAUGAGUGUGGCAAAGCCUUCACCCAGAUCACACCACUAAUUCAGCAUCAGAGGACCCACACAGGAGAGAAGCCCUACGAGUGCAAUGAGUGUGGAAAAGCCUUCAGCCAGAGCACCCUCCUGACCGAGCAUCGGAGGAUCCACACAGGAGAAAGGCCCUAUGGAUGCAAUGAGUGUGGGAAAACCUUCAGUCACAGCUCAUCGCUUAGCCAGCAUGAAAGGACACACACGGGAGAGAAGCCCUACGAAUGCAGCCAGUGUGGCAAGGCUUUCCGGCAGAGCACACACCUCACUCAGCACCAGAGAAUCCACACUGGGGAGAAACCCUACGAGUGUAAUGAUUGUGGCAAGGCCUUCAGCCAUAGCUCAUCCCUAUCUAAACAUCAGCGGAUCCACACUGGGGAGAAGCCCUACAAAUGUAAUGAAUGUGGUAGAGCCUUCAGCCAGCUCGCCCCCCUCAUCCAGCAUCAGAGGAUCCACACAGGAGAGAAGCCCUAUGAAUGUAAUGAGUGUGGCAGAGCCUUCAGCCAGAGCUCCCUUCUCAUAGAACACCUGAGGAUUCACACCAAGGAAAAGCCCUAUGGAUGCAAUGAGUGUGGAAAAUCCUUCAGUCACAGCUCAUCGCUCAGCCAGCAUGAAAGGACACACACCGGGGAAAAGCCCUAUGAAUGUCAGGAUUGUGGAAAAUCCUUCCGGCAAAGCACCCACCUUACUCAGCACCGGAGAAUUCACACAGGAGAGAAGCCGUAUGAAUGCGGUGACUGUGGGAAAGCCUUCACACACAGCUCCUCCCUAACCAAGCACCAGAGAACUCAUACUGGGUAA